UUCUUCUUCUUCUUCUUCUUCUUCUUCAGACAUCCUUUUAGUACUCUCGACUUCUUUCUAAACUAAUCAACUUCUUAGACCACAUCUCAUCUGCCAACAAUCUCGUCAUCAGAUCUCUCAACCUCACCACCAUCUCGAAAUGGGCACCAGAUCUGCUGCUGUUCAGAUACGGCCCCCUAGCUCAACCACCUCGGCCACCUCUUCUCCUCGGCCUGUCCUUGCCUCAAUCUCUCACUCGGCCGUUCCUGCUUCAAACCUUCAGCAGAAAGUCUCUGAUGCUGAUAAUCAGUCCCACAACGAGUCGAAUGGCAGCAGUCAGUUUAAUCAUCAAACAUCCCCUACAAUUUCAACUGGACGGAAAUCUAGCCCUUCCUCUCCUCGGAAAUUCUCUCUGCCUCAUCCAGCCCGACCUGCAACGGCCACGCCAAUUGCAUCCAGUGGAGCAAGCCUGACCACCAACGCACCCGUCUUCGUACCCAGUGGGACUCUCAAUCCAUAUCAUCCACCAUCCGGCAGGACUGGCCAACAAGUCAAAUUGAAUAAGUCUGCGGCUGAGUUUGCACCCUCCGGCUUGGUACCCACCAGCGAUUCGUCCACGCUUUACAAUCAUUCAAAUACGUCAGAAUCCGCCCCUUCGUAUUCAUCAUCGUCAUCUACCUCAUAUCCGGGCGAGCCAACAUUUCACCCACACAAUCCUUACGCCUAUGACGCCGAGCGUCUACUGCAUUCGCAAGCUACUCAUCAUCCUAUCACCGAGGCUUACAUGCCCCACGAUGGCUUCAUGCCCCACAAUCGUGUAUCAGCUCCCUCAUUAUCAAAUUUUCAACGGCCUCUCAACUACCAUCUCUACGCUCCUCCCUUGCCUCAUUCAUCUAAUCAACAUCCUCAACAACUAGCCCUCAACAAAUUCUUCAUGCCCGCUUCCAUACGGGAAACCUUGCAGAAAAAAUCGGCGGCUACGUUACAAGGACCAACGCACGAGGUUGCAAGGACCCCAGAGGAUCUAGGAGUCUACCACUCAUUGGUUGUCUUAGACUCACCCCAUGUGACAAACAGCAGUACGAGCUCACUCCACCCCACAAUAACUGGCGGAGCUACCAAUGGAUCGUCGACGAUGAAUCCGGCUGCGAACGCGCAUCGCUCACCGUAUUCGAGUCGAGUUUUGAAGAACCCUUGCUGGAUUUAUAAAGCCUUCUGUUCGUUGGAUGGGAAAGCCUAUUGCUUGUAUCGGGUCGAGGGCGUUCGUUUGAAACAGGGUCAAGGUGAAGCUGCCAUCGGCCAAGUCGAACGCUGGAGGAAGAUUAGACAUCCUGCAAUCGUUAAUGUCCGCGAAGCGUUCACCACCAGGGCUUUCGGCGACCAUUCAAUUUUAUUUGCUUAUGAUUAUCAUCCACUCAGUCAAACUCUAUAUGACGAACAUAUAUCAGCCAAGAAAAGCUCCACUAGAACCUUCGCAACGGAUGAAGUAGAACACCCCUCGAAUCUGUCCAAUCCCACUCAAUCUGGAUCUCGAUACAACCGCCACCGAUCUGCCAACGGCCACCCUUCUCGCAUUGGCUUAUCAGAAGAAAGAAUUAUCUGGUCCUACGUAAUCCAGAUUGCCAAUGCCAUCAAAACAGUCCACUCAGCAAACCUCUCUGUAAGAACGAUCGAUCCGACCAAGAUCAUCUUGACUGGAACUAACCGGGUGAGGAUUAAUGCGUGCGGGAUUCUAGAUGUUACAGAAUACUCGCCCAAUCAAUCACCAGAAGACUUACAAGUAGAGGAUCUUCGGGAUUUGGGAUGCUUGAUCUGUUCCCUAGCUAGCUCGUCAAUCUGCAUCAAGACCGACAACAAUUCGCUCACCAAAGGAGUCGAAUAUGUCAAGCAGUUCUACUCGGCCGAGCUCAGUGAGGUGGUCGCUUACCUGUUAGCACCAGCUCUUGAUGGCCAUACAAUCUCGAUCGAAGGCCUUCUACGGAUGCUAUGGAGUCGCAGCUUAGACGAAAUGACGAAAGUCUUUAAUCAUAACGAUCUGCUCGAGGAAUCUCUCUCUCGAGAGUUGGAGAACGGUCGGUUGGUUCGGUUGAUGGUCAAGCUUGGCUUUAUCAAUGAGAGGCCUGAGUUUGAUCAUGAUCCCAAUUGGUCCGAGACAUCGGAGCGCUAUCUCUUGAAACUGUUCCGGGACUACGUGUUUCAUCAAGUGGAUUCGCAAGCGAAGCCGGUCACCGAUCUGAGCCAUGUGUUGAUGUGCUUGAAUAAAUUGGACACAAGCUCGGACGAGAAGCUGACGCUGAUCAGUAGGGAUGACCAAACCUGUGCGAUCGUCACCUAUGCCGAAAUUAGGAGGAUCAUGGACUCGGCGUUCCGCGACCUUUCUCGAUAACUCCUGUCUCCCUUGAUCUCACUCGUUUUCUCCCCUUUCUGAUGAAUUCUUAAGAAGGCAUAAACAAGAUUGUAAGAUGUGUGUAGAUUCUAGUUGUGUUUAGUGUGCUCUGCAUCUACGGUUGCGGAUUGGUCACUCCUUGAUUCCAGAAUCAACUUCUUCUUUUUUUUAUUUCUUAACACUUUUUGCGCUCUGGAUUUACGCAUCUUUUUGUUUUUGUUUAUCCUUCUCUUUCUCUUUCUUCUUCUUCUUUUUUUUGUUUUCUGAAUUUAAGGCAUCCAUCAGAUUGGUUACAAUUCUUCUGACUGCAUCUUGUUUGUUUGUUUUGUUUGAGGAAUGAGUGGAUGAUGUGGCUUGAAUUUAUCAUCCAUC
Messenger RNA from Puccinia graminis f. sp. tritici CRL 75-36-700-3, 2737 nucleotides. RefSeq lists its product as uncharacterized. Gene Ontology annotation, cellular component: P-body; PAN complex. The transcript has 13 exons. Gene Ontology annotation, biological process: nuclear-transcribed mRNA poly(A) tail shortening; mRNA processing. Bases 140 to 2365 code for a protein of 741 amino acids. Gene Ontology annotation, molecular function: poly(A) binding. The record is from RefSeq and is a predicted model, not a curated record. Lineage: Eukaryota; Fungi; Basidiomycota; Pucciniomycetes; Pucciniales; Pucciniaceae.